Molecule: messenger RNA, 897 nt
Organism: Pleuronectes platessa (European plaice)
Lineage: Eukaryota; Metazoa; Chordata; Actinopteri; Pleuronectiformes; Pleuronectidae
Gene: fgfbp1a
Product: fibroblast growth factor binding protein 1a
Exons: 3
Coding region: 262-897 (211 amino acids)
Biological process (GO): cell-cell signaling
Molecular function (GO): growth factor binding
Source: RefSeq, a predicted model, not a curated record
UAGCAGCAGAUGGUCCAGUGAAACGUCUUUAAACACACAGAUGCCUUCAAUGUUAUCAUAAAGCUGUUGGGACUUCUUGCAGCGAGCGGCACAAUCUGCCACCACAGAUUAAGUCUGGGUCCUGAUAUUUCAUCAUAUAUCUGGGGGUGGGCUGAUCCUGGAGCAGCAGAAGACUGUAGCUGCAGGUAAAGAGGACUCGUCCCUCAGUUGUCAGCAGCUGAAGUUUUCUCUGAGAAGUUCAGGGUCGUUUCCACAGGUUCCAUGGCUUUCCUCACCAAUCUCACCAUCCUGCUGGUGCUGGCUUGUAUUUCCCACCAGCUGAUGUUGGGCAGCUGUCAGAAGGGUCGAAGGGGGCGAGGGGGACGAGGGGUGGACAAAGGACAGAACAAGGACAAGUCAGGGGUGAAGGUCGGCCGCCAACCCAAAUCUGUCUCCGCGCAGCCCAUCAAGGGGAAGCUGGUCACCAAGGACAAGUCUGAGUGCACCUGGGCGGCCACGGGUGAGGAUGUCUUCGUCCUCGGGGUCACUUGCAGGAAGGGGGACAGAAGCUUCAGCUGUGAAUACGUCUCCCAACCGUCCCUCUGUCAGCGGUACACCUCCAACCCCAAACUCUACUGGAAGCAAAUAGCGAGGGCACUGAAGAAGCAGAGGAACCUGUGCCAGGACGGCAGCGCGCCGGUCAGGGCAGGUAUGUGCCGACAAGCCGCCAGAGACGCUCAUUUCAGACUCCGAGGUGUUCAGAGGGAAACCGUCCAGCCCCCCCCGCCUCCCCCCGCGGCCAGAGCUGUCAAAUCCUGUCAGCCUGGAAACAAGCGGCUGGCGGAGGAGCAAUGCAAUGACUCCUGGUCGAGUCUGUGCACGUUCUUUUUUACUAUGGUGCAGGCUGAUGAUUGCUGA